Molecule: messenger RNA, 3538 nt
Organism: Monopterus albus (swamp eel)
Lineage: Eukaryota; Metazoa; Chordata; Actinopteri; Synbranchiformes; Synbranchidae
Gene: cdca2
Product: cell division cycle associated 2
Exons: 15
Coding region: 369-2867 (832 amino acids)
Biological process (GO): regulation of chromosome segregation; regulation of mitotic nuclear division
Cellular component (GO): nucleus; chromosome
Source: RefSeq, a predicted model, not a curated record
ACAUGCGAAAGUUAGUUCCUCCGAACGAUGUAAUUUCUCAAUUAAAAGCGUUUUAAAACAACGUGCAGUGUUGUUAUAAUUUUUGACAGUUAUAAAUAAGUGUGUGUAAUACAGUGAGUUUUUUGAAGUUGGAUAAGUGUGUACUGAUAACGAUUUGGGCAUUUUUUUUUGUCGCGGAGGGAUCUAUAUGCUGCCACGGGCUCUGGCGUGGAGCGUGAUUUGAAUUCUCUUCGCUCCCUUUUAUUGUUUUUAUUUUCUCAAUGAAAAUGUGUUGAGAUCUAAGCGAUUUAUACUUAUGUUUUAUACAGAUAUAUGUUAUUUUAACAGCAAACAAUCCUUUUUUACCUUAAAUUUAUUAGAGAUCUACCAUGGAGAUCAAUACUGCUGACAUUGAGGAUCACCAGAAGGAGAAAAUGUUGUCCACCUCAGAGGAGGACGCAGCUCCUACCUACAGUGACCCCUCACUCCCCCUGAAUUUCUCAGAGCUCACACCUUGCCAGUUUGGCAUUUCUGUCCAGAGUUUUAUCCCAGCGUCAUCAUCAAAAUGUAAAGAUAAGUCUCGGAUCGCACAAAUCAAGGCAAGGCGGAGGUCCAGUGUUGGUGUCCGGGGCUCCCCAGAGACAAACUCCCUCAUCCGGUUUAUGGCUAAACAGAGGAUGAAGACUCCACCGUCCCACCAGACAUCAGAGCAUGUCAGAGGUAGCCCCUUCCUUCCCCGGGUCGCCUCCACACUGAAGCAGAAGAUAGCCUCCUUCCAGAGACUGAUUGAUGAGGAGGAGGGUGAGGUCUGUGAUCCGAUGCCAAGGCAGGACAGCAAUGGUGGAGGAUGCAUCAAGACAAGAGAUUAUCUGUCUGAUGAUACCAGCCUUGAUAGAGGAAAGGAGAACCACCCUCUAGUGACGACACCCACGCCCAGCAAAAGGAGGCGCCUGGGCCCCCUUGAAGGCUGUGAGGAGGAGGAGGACCAAGUGACACAGGCUCUGACAGAAGCACCACUGCCAUCCAGUGAAACUAUGGGAAAGGGCCAAGCUGUGCUUAUUUCCCCACCCCUCUGUGUAGACUUGGCGCUCCAAACCUGGACUCCUAAGGACACUGUCUUUGAACCCCCAAGUCCCGGCCAACCACCACCUGACAAUCCUUCAGCUGCUUCACCAGCCCGGCCUGCUUCGCCCCUCCACAUCUCUUCUCUCCCUUCUCUGCUGGAGGUGCAGCCCACAGGUUUGGAUCACUCCACUCAGGCAUCAAGUAUUAAAAAGAAGAGGGUUCGUUUUGGAGGCCCACUUUCUCCUGAAUUCUUUGAUAAGAACCUGCCCCCCAGCACCCCAUUGCAGAAGGGGGGCACACCAGCCCGAGCAUCCACACCAGGUGGGAACUUAAAGCUGCGCUCAGUGCUGAAGACACCACAAGCUCAGCCGGACCUCAUCAGCCCCACUGUAUUUGGUGCCUCCCCUACGCUUGCAGUGUCUCGCAAGCACAGAAUCAAGUCUGUAGGAGAGGACAGUGAGGACAAGGAAGGAAAGGUUGUUUUCCCUUCAUUGGAGGAGAUUGACAGUCAAGUGAAAAGUGAUACAGAAUGUACAUGGGACACCGUGCCGUUGAAUUUAAACACUGCUUUCCAUGAGGAGUUUGUUUCUCAGACUGUGACAGAGUCUGAGAUUAAAACCAGCCCACCCUCCCAGAUGGAUGUCCUGGAUGAGCCUGCAGUCUUACCAGAGACAGAGCAGCAACCUGAAGCAGCUCUAGUCAGACCUCGCAGCCAAAGGAAAAAGCAACCAAGACCAGAGUGUGUAUCUGCCAGUGAGGCUCCAGCUCGCUGCUGCAGUCGGAAGAGAAAGCAGCCAGAGGAGAGCAAACCUGUGAAGAGGUCAACACGCUCUGCUGCCAAGUUGGCCUCAGUAAAGAUGAAGAUGACCUCCGCAGCGAAACACCAGUGGAACAAGGAUGUGGACCGCUCCCUGUACGGCUCUCGGGAAUACGCCUCCAAGAACCCCACCCUGAGUCCCAUCCGCGAGAGACUGUCCUUCACUAGCCAGUCUCCAGCAGCACAGCAGACUCCCUCUGCGGGCUGUGCAGCCCAAGAUCAGGAGACCCACCUGAACCCUGAGAUGGCUAACGACAUUCAAGCAGUAGGUGAUUUCACUGUGACAAAUGCCUUGGAACAUCCUUCUAAAGAUUUGGACACAUUUCCCCAUUCUAGUAAAGGAAGGGCGUCAAGGAAGGGCAGGAGGUUAUCAGGGCCAAGGGGCCAAGACAGAGGGCUGAAGAUGAGGAAGGUCAGUGUUGCCAACAGUGACCAGCUCAGUGAACAGCCUCUGGAUCACACUAGAGGCAAGUCAGAGGAGCACUGUGAAGACCAGACCACUACAAAUUUUGAGGGAUCAAGCAAAAUCCCAUCGACACAUAGUGCACCUGAACAGGGAGGAGCUGACAUUGACCUUAAUGCCCAGACUUUUGCACAUACACCCAGCACAGACUCAGACAGGAAGCCAGAGGGCGAUGCCCUUCCACAUGCCUGUCCACCUUCAGAUGAAGAGCUCAACACAUUGAAUGUGCCAGUAGGGCCAGAGCAAAGCAGCCACGUAGAGGAGGGAGUGAACCUUCUGGACCUGGCCCCCUGGCAGGCUGACUUUAACUUUGAGGAUGUGUUCAAACCUGUGGUCACGAGGGGGCAGCGUUCAGUGCGCCGUAGCCUGAGGAAUCAGAGCAGAGCAGAUUACAGCAGCGACAAUGCUGGUCUCGCCUGGCUGCCUCAGACCUCCCCUGACUGCAGUGAAAAGGGCCGCAGGAGGGCCAGGGGCCGACGACUCAGUGCUACUCUACCUGUCCAACCAUCACUUCCUGAAGAGGCACGAGACAACACUUCAUGAGACUUUAAAUUGACCACACAGUUCACUGUCCUGUUCUAUAACUGAACUGCAAUUAAUACAUUUAUUACACUGUCAUACAUAUGUAUUUUAAAAUGGAAUGAGGUGAUUGGUGAUGAAGAACAGGCUGAAUGUUUUGUCUCAGUUAAAACAUUGAUGCUUUUGUACCCUGUGAAUUAUUUGCGCUGACCAGUGAUUUGUAGCCAGAUUCCCUCUGGUAACCCGGACAGUCAAUACACUGAGAGCCCAGUCAUCUCUGCUGACCACCACCUAAUCAAUAUCCAAGCACUCAGCUGGUAAUCACGGUGCAUCUUCACUCUCACUCUCCAAAGUCACAGGAUCGAGCAUCUCCAAGUCAAUACCUUCUCUUUGUGGAUGGAUGACUGGACUGCAUUCACCAUCUGUCAGGCAAUGCUGGGAGGGGGCAGGAAUAAUGAAGUAGUGAUGGAGGGAGAGUGUGUGCCUUACACACAGAAGUCAAGUUAAUGGGUUUAAUGAUGUUCAUUAGUUGUUACUAGAGUGUUUUGGGGGGGGGUUGGCCUUUUUUUUUCCUUUUCUCAUGAGCCACACUGUUAAACUGUAUUUUCUCAGCUUUUAAUGAAUGUUUUUAAUAUUCUGUCAAUAAUUGUUAGUGACAGCCAGUCCGAUUGAAAUUCUUAUGUUGCAUCAGAUUA